Molecule: messenger RNA, 1541 nt
Organism: Nicotiana tabacum (common tobacco)
Lineage: Eukaryota; Viridiplantae; Streptophyta; Magnoliopsida; Solanales; Solanaceae
Product: putative protein phosphatase 2C 9
Biological process (GO): protein dephosphorylation
Molecular function (GO): protein serine/threonine phosphatase activity
Source: RefSeq, a predicted model, not a curated record
AAACGGGAGAAACUCAACAUAUUACUAUUAUUGAUCUUCCCAUUUUGCUCACACUUGCUUGUCUCUUCCUAAACAAGCCAAAAAUAUACUCCCUGUCCUUGUCCUGAAGACAGUUAGGGGAAGAAAAAUAGGAUUCACAGAGAAAUUUCCAAAUCAAAUAAUUCAUUCCUAUUAUUUUCUUAACAUAAAAGAGGAAAAGAAUAGAGAUAAAUUUUUUACCUUUGUGAGUGAGUGGGAAGCCAAGAGGGAUUUAAGUGUUAGCUUAGCUUCCUUGUUGUUCACUGUUAUUCUUUAGCCUAAUUGGUUCAGCAAACACAGAAGAGGAAAAAGGGGGGCAAAUUCUUGGUGAUGCAAUCAGCCAAUUAAUCCACCUUUUGUUUUUAUUUUAUCUUUAAAAUAGAUUUUUUAAGGAUGGUUAAGCUGUGCUUUUUUGGUGCUAACUGUGGCCAGUGCGUAGGUGGAGAGUCGUCUUCUAGUUCUGGUAGAGGAAGAAGCCACGAGGGCAAUACUAAGUAUGGUUUCAGCCUAGUGAAAGGGAAGGCUGAUCAUCGGAUGGAAGAUUACCAUGUCGCUAAAUUUGUACAGAUAGAAGGACACGAGCUUGGCUUAUUUGCUAUUUAUGAUGGUCAUUUGGGGGAUGAGGUUCCUUCUUAUCUGCAGAAACAUCUGUUUGCCAAUAUCUUAAAGGAGGAUGAGUUUUGGGUUGAUCCACGCAGAGCAAUCACAAAAGCCUACGAAAAAACUGACCAGGCAAUACUUUCGAAUAAUUCUAAUUUGGGCCGAGGUGGGUCCACUGCUGUCACCGCUAUUCUGAUAAAUAGCCUAAGAUUGUGGGUAGCUAAUGUGGGAGAUUCACGAGCUGUUCUUUCUCGGGGUGGUCAAGCUAUUCAGAUGACAAUAGAACAUGAGCCAAAUACAGAACGAGCCAGCAUUGAGGACAGAGGAGGUUUUGUCUCAAAUAUGCCAGGGGAUGUUGCAAGAGUGAAUGGUCAGCUGGCUGUUUCUCGUGCUUUUGGAGAUAAGAGUCUUAAAUCACAUUUGCGAUCAGAUCCUGAUAUUCUAGAUAUCUACGUUGAUGUCAAUUGUGAUGUUCUUAUCCUUGCAAGUGAUGGUCUUUGGAAGGUGAUGUCUAAUCAAGAGGCAGUCGAUAUAGCUAGAAGUGUUAAAGAUCCCCAGAAAGCAGCCAAGCAAUUAACAGCUGAAGCAUUGAAGAGAGACAGCAAAGAUGACAUAUCUUGUGUCGUCGUCAGAUUUAGGUGAUAAGCUUCUCAUACCAUAUGUUCCUAGUUUCGGAGAAACAAGUGUGUUUUCUAUGCAGUGUAAUGUGGAAAUGUACAAAGGGUAUUGAAUUUGUGACAGCUUGAGUAAAACCAUAAAACAUAAAGAAAGGGCAUAGGUUGUUUGAACUUUCUGAAACGACAUUUACAUCGUAUGAUAUAUUUGUCCAAGUUAAAAGUAUACAGCUAUGCUAUUGCUAGCAGACCCUGUGAAGUACAAUAAUUUUUUAACUUCAUUAGACCAUAUUGGUCUCUGGGUUUGUA